Molecule: messenger RNA, 3997 nt
Organism: Tachysurus fulvidraco (yellow catfish)
Lineage: Eukaryota; Metazoa; Chordata; Actinopteri; Siluriformes; Bagridae
Gene: lzts3b
Product: leucine zipper, putative tumor suppressor family member 3b
Exons: 6
Coding region: 507-2711 (734 amino acids)
Biological process (GO): regulation of dendritic spine morphogenesis
Cellular component (GO): dendritic spine
Source: RefSeq, a predicted model, not a curated record
GUGGCAUACGAGCAUCCAUCGCUUGAGACAGAGCUGGUAAACCUCACACGGGGAUUCAUUGCUACGUACCUACGUGUCACGCAUAGCCUAUCGUCCUUAUUUUAAUGCUCGGAAAUACAUUGCAUGUAGACGAACCGGUGCUGUUUUAGCCCCUAUUGUUGCAGAGACGCAUGGGCAAGAAGAUGUGGAGCCUUUACAGUCGCGUUGAGACUCAUUGGAGUGAGUAAAGCAGGCUAAGGAGCGCGGGAAUGGCACACAAACGCUCCGAGGAGAAAGAGCGAACGAUGCGCCCUUUCUCUCCAGUAUAAUCCUAUGGAGGACGAAUCCCGACGCGCAUUAUGUAAUGCACAUGCAAGCGGAGGAGAGAAUAAAGAGACAGAGUGUAAAGGGCCAGGUUUACGCUCGUGAUGCUCCUUGUAUGUGCCCACUAGCUGAUGGUACAUCCUUCACUACAGUGGGCCAUGUAAGGGGUUGUGGUGCUGAGUGAGAGGCAGACUUUGACCGCCAUGGGAAGUGUUGGCAGUGGGGUGGCUGGCGAACAAGAAUUCGCCAUGAAGAGCGUUGGCACACGUACCACCCUCCCUCGUGGGCCACCCCUAUCACGUAGAGGCCCAUCAGAUCGCAGUUUCAGCGCCGAACGUCUCAACCCUCCACCUUCCAUGUCUGAAUGCACAGGUUCCAGUGAUGAAAGGGGGGGUAGCAGCACAACCACAGACCGGCCACAGCUUGCUGGCUGUGAGUCGACCACUGCCUCCUCCAAUCUGGAGAGGGUGCCCUCCAUCUGUGAACGCCUGGAGAGUAAUGCUGCUGGCCGAAGGGUGGCACCACGGCCACUAGCGGACAUGAGUGUAGAUGCUCGAAGGAAUGUGGUUGUGCACACUGGAGAGAAGAGUGGUGACAGCAUGGCUGCUGUGAAAAUCAGAGAGGUGAAUGCUACAAAGGCAAAUGGCCGAACUCCACCCAAGAUUUUGCCCAUGUCUGGAAAGUCAGAACAGAACAAUUCUGGAUUGGUGCGGCCCUCUGCCUUUAAACCUGUAGUGCCAAAGAGCUUUCAUUCCAUGCAGAACCUAGUGGCACAUGCUGGAGGUGGGGCUGGAGGUCAAUGUGCUGGAGGCACAGGAGGGUCUGAUGACCCCCAGCCACUUAGUGAGCGUGAGAGUCCAGAGAGAGAGCAGGGCAGAGAGGAUGGGGGCCAGGGUGUAAUGACUGACUCCGGAAGGAAUUCCUUCACCAGCCUGCCCACAUACACAGUGCCUGGUUCUGGCUAUGCUCCUGCACAGGCUCUUGGACCCUUCAGUGCCUCAACCAGCCAUAUCAACAGAUUAGGCACGGACAAAUUGGACAAGCCCAACUACCAGAAUGGCUUGAGUGCUUCGGACAGUGGCCGCUCAUCCUCAGGGAAGAGCUCAUCAUCCUAUCACAGGCUAUGUCACCUGGCUGAUAUGCCAGCUGCCAUUCACCCCUCUCCCUCAUCAGAUGAUAUAAUACAGGACUUAGAGGACCGACUGUGGGAAAAAGAACAAGAGGUUCUUCACAUGCGUCGCAACCUGGACCAGAGUGAAGCAGCCAUCAUGCAAGUGUUCGAAGAGAAACAACGGGUAUGGGAGCGAGAGAUGGAGGAGUUGAGACAGAACUAUGCUGGAAGGUUGCAGCAGGUGACCCGGCGGGCACAACGUUCACAGCAGGCACUGCAGGCCCAGAUCAGCCGACUACAACAGGACAAGAACCGGCUCCAGGAGGAAAUCAGCACCCUGUUGGCUCAGCGUGAAGAGCUGGAGCGAAAGUGCCUGGACUACCGUAAAGAGCAGGCUGAACUCUUGCCCCGUUUGGAGGAAACCAAAUGGGAGGUUUGUCAGAAGGUGGGUGAGAUAUCUCUACUGAAGCAGCAGUUAAGGGACAGUCAGCAUGAAGUGACUCAGCGAGCAGGAGAGAUGGUAGCACUAAGAGGUCAACUUAAAGAGCUCAAUGCACAGCUGAAGGAGAGAGAGGAGGCCAUGCUCGGCCUAAAGGAUUCCUACAGCAGCAAGAGCCGUGAGCUGGAGAGAUGUGAGGGAGAACUGAAGAAGACGCUGACAGAGGUAUCCAUACUACGAGACAAGCUAGUGGUGUUUGAGGCGGAGGUUUUGGGGCUAAAACGAGCUUUGGGUGAACUGAGCUACACUGGUGAACGUGCAACAGGACUCACCAGCAGCCUGCCUUGGGGUGGCCUGCAUUCACCAUGUACCCCUGAAGUUUUGACACCUCUUUCCCCACUCAGCCCUAUGGUAGAUGCCCUACUGAGCUUGCAGAGCGACGAGGCUAAGGCACAGCGGCAGGAAGCUGGAGAGCUGCGGCAGCAGCUAGAGCGACUGCAGGGCGAGCUGCGGUUGGAACGACAGCAACGUGAGCUCCAAGCACUUGCUUUUGCCCAAGAGCGUCACACCUGGCGGGACGAGAAGGAGCGUGUACUCAAGUACCAGGCACAGUUGCAGCUCAGCUAUGUAGAGACGCUGCAAAGAAACCAAGCUUUAGAGGAGCGUGUUGGCAAGCUUGGGGCUAAGCUGUGUGGAACAUCCAGUACACCUCCACCAGCAAGCCUACCCAUAUCUGUACCAGUUACCGUUACACUCACCCCAGCCCCAGAUGACUCCAAAACCCCUUCCCCAAACCAGCUGGCUCCCCCAUGGGCCGGGACCUCUCGCCUGGAGAGGAUCGAGUCUACUGAGAUUUAGAUAUGCCACUGUAUAAUGACACAAUACAGAGACAAUCGACAUUUGUUCAACAUGCAUUAUUGGAAAUGAUUUGUUUAAAUUGGAGUCAGAAAGUCCCAGAUAUUCAGUAAGGGCAUUGACAGACUACUUUAAGGGAACAAAAAGAUGCAGUAAUAAAUCGGUGUGCUGGAAUGAUAAAAGACCCACUUAGACAAAAAGACAAAGGCUCAUUUACACACACAUGCACACAAACACUUGCACUGACAUCUAACUAUAUAACUGAAGGUAUUGAGGGUAUCAGUGAAUUAGAAAGAAUGAGGAUUUUGAAAAUGUUGGGAGACGUUCUAGAAUUCAGUAUUAAGAGAAUGAACAUUGUUUUAGAUAUCUGGUGUCGAAUAUGAAGAAAGGCAUAGACACACUUCAGUGAUGUUUCAGGGAUACUGGGGAACCUGGUUCUCCAUCACUGCACAAAGACUGCAGUGACUAAAAUGAUUACAAAUGGUCAUCAAAGAGUGUUGGGAUGGUUUCACACUCACAAGCAGAAUUACUUGAAAAAGUAGUUUACCUUUUUUGGUUUUGUUUGGUUUGAGAAAUGGGAAGUCACAAAAACAAAUCAAAAAACAUUUGCUUUAGUACUCUGUGACUUUAUUUGUACACUGGGACUAAGAGAGCAUAUAUGGUUUGUAUAUGGUCAGAUGAACAAGAACAGAAGGAGCGGACAGAAAAAGAUUUGUCCAAAACAGCACAUAACUAUACGAAAUUGUAUGUAAAACACAUACUAUUGCACUAAUUAGUCGACAUACACCACCUUUGCCAUGCUAUUUAGUACAACAGUAUGAUUUGAACUUAUCCAAAGGCUGCAGGUGAAGAAUGUUGCCUUUUCUAAAGGAUCAGCGUUGCUGCUAUGCUCUAUUGUUCGUUCUUGGAAAACAAGCUACAAAUUUGGUUGUUAAUUGUUGUAAUCUAUUUAUCUAUUUAUGUAAACAUGUUCAUACAUCAAGGCACUCUGUGUGAAUAUUUUGAAAAGAUUAUAGUUAUUAUUUAUUCUAAUUGUGAACCAAUGAAGCAAUUUAACAUUGGGUCACUUUUUUAGCCUACCAUUUCUGCUAGGAAACAAGGCAACAGUAUACCCAAGUUCCUUUUAAUGUUGUUGUUGUUGUUAUAAAUGUAAUUAUGGUAUUGUUUAGAGCAAAAUGAUAUGUUUUUAUACCCAUUUUUAUUGUUUGUAUUUAUGUUAGUGUAAUGGCUUGAUGAAAAGCAUACCCAAACAAAAGUUAAAAAUAAAGACAGAAAGUGACAUUGAAAUU